AUGAAAACUGCCCAUUUCAUCCUAGUAUUUUGUCUCUUGGCUCUGGCUUCAUUUGCCUAUGCAUCUGAUCCCAGUCCUCUCCAAGAUUUCUGCGUAGCCAUCAAUGACCCUGAGGAUGCUGUGUUUGUUAAUGGGAAGUUCUGCAAGGACCCAAAGCUUGCUAAAGCACAAGACUUUUACUAUUCAGGGCUCAACAUCCCCAGAAACACAUCAAAUCCAGUGGGAUCGACUGUUACUCCAGUUAAUGUUGCUCAAAUACCAGGGCUUAACACUCUUGGCAUCUCAUUGGUUCGAAUUGAUUACGCACCAAAUGGUGGCCUAAACCCCCCUCAUACUCACCCUCGUGCCACCGAAAUCCUAGUCGUUGUGGAGGGCACACUCUACGUUGGCUUCGUGACAUCCAACACCGAUAAUCGUCUCAUUACCAAGGUCUUAUACCCUGGAGAUGUAUUUGUUUUCCCAAUUGGUCUCAUUCACUUUCAAUUCAGUGGGAAAACCAAUGCCGUUGCCUUCGCUGCUUUGAGUAGCCAGAAUCCUGGGGUUAUUACUGUAGCCAAUGCAGUGUUUGGAUCAAAUCCACCCAUCAAUCCUGAUGUUCUCGUCAAGGCUUUCCAAUUGGACAAGAAUGUGGUGAAUCUUCAGUCAAAAUUCUGGUGGGCAAACAAUUAG
Messenger RNA from Gossypium raimondii (Peruvian cotton), 669 nucleotides. RefSeq names its product germin-like protein subfamily 1 member 14. Gene Ontology annotation, cellular component: cell wall. The record is from RefSeq and is a predicted model, not a curated record. NCBI's taxonomy places the organism in Eukaryota, Viridiplantae, Streptophyta, Magnoliopsida, Malvales, Malvaceae. Gene Ontology annotation, molecular function: manganese ion binding.